Molecule: messenger RNA, 3286 nt
Organism: Ceratotherium simum simum (southern white rhinoceros)
Lineage: Eukaryota; Metazoa; Chordata; Mammalia; Perissodactyla; Rhinocerotidae
Source: RefSeq, a predicted model, not a curated record
AGCAAGUUGGUGACAGCACACCCUCUAGGUCCAGGAUCCAGGGACUUAGUGAGAGUCAUGGCAAAAGGGGUAGGGGUGUUUAGAAAGGACACCUGAGAAGGGGAGAUGGCCAGCCUUCUGGUUGGUUUUUCCUGUUCUCUCUCAUUUCCUGUGAUGGCAGUGGGGGAGGGGCUCCCCAGCACUGGGGCCUCUGCAUCGUUUCCCCUUCCUCCUGUGACCUCCUGAGGCCCAGCCUUGAGUGCCAAAGAGGACACGCAGAGAGACAAGGCUGUCUGUGCCCAGACUCCGGAGCACCCCCUGCACCACCAUGACUGGGCUGCUGAAGAGGAAGUUUGACCAGCUGGAUGAGGACAACUCCUCGCUCUGCUCCUCCUCCUCCUCCUCUGUGUCCUCCUCGGGCCGCCACUCCCGCUCCUGCUCCCCGAGCUCUUCAGUUUCCCUGGCCUGGGACUCGGACGAGGAGGGUCCCUGGGAUCAGACGCCCCUGCCUGACCGUGACUUCUGUGGCCCCCGAAGUUUCACCCCCCUGUCUAUCCUGAAGCGGGCUCCCCGGAAGCGCCCAGGCCGCGUGGCCUUCGAUGGUAUCACCGUCUUCUACUUUCCUCGGUGCCAGGGCUUCACCAGCGUGCCCAGCCGUGGCGGCUGCACUCUGGGUAUGGCCCCUCGCCACAGUGCCUGCCGCCGCUUCUCCUUGGCCGAGUUUACACAGGAGCAAGCCCGGGCCCGGCACGAGAAGCUCCGCCUGCGCUUGAAGGAGGAGAAGCUGGAGGUGCUGCAGUGGAAGCUUGCAGAGGCUGGGGUGCCUGAGACGGAGGCCAGCCCGCCACUUACCGUGGACGCCAUUGAUGAUGCCUCUGUGGAGGAGGACUUGGCAGUGGCCGUGGCAGGCGGCCGGUUGGAGGAGAUAUCCUUCCUACAGCCCUAUCCAGCCCGGCAACGGCGGGCUCUGCUGCGGGCUGCCGGUGUGCGGAGAAUCGAUCGUGAGGAGAAGCGGGAGCUGCAGGCUCUGCGCCAAUCCCGAGAGGACUGUGGCUGUCGCUGCGAUAGGGUCUGCGACCCUGAGACCUGCAGCUGCAGCCUGGCAGGCAUCAAGUGCCAGAUGGACCACACAGCAUUCCCCUGUGGCUGCUGCAGGGAGGGCUGUGAGAACCCCAAGGGCCGUGUGGAAUUUAAUCAGGCACGAGUUCAGACCCAUUUCAUCCACACACUCACCCGCCUGCAGCUGGAGAAGGGGGCUGAGAGCCUUGGGGAGCUGGAGCCUCCUGCCCAGGGUGGCCCACCCAGCCCUGGUGAGCAGGUCUUGGCCCCCACUUUCCCACUGGCCAAGCCCCCUGUGAGCAGCGAGCUGGGAGACAACAGCUGCAGCAGCGACAUGACCGAUUCCUCCACUGCAUCAGGCACCAGUGAGGCCCCUGACGGCUGCACCCACCCGGCCCUGCCUGGUCCUGGCUUCCCGCCUAGUGUGGAUGAUGAUAGCCUGGUUCGGAUCUUGAGUUUCAGUGACUCUGACCUGGGCGGAGAGGAGGAGGAGGAAGAAGAAGGGGGUGUGGGGAGCCUCGACAACCUCAGCUGCUUCCACCCAGCUGACAUCUUCGGUACUGGUGACCCUGCUGGCAUGGCCAGCUGGACCCACAGCUAUUACAGUUCUAGCCUCACAUCAAGCAUCCUGGAUGAAAACGCCAACCUGGAUGCCAGCUGCUUCCUAAACAGUGGCCUUGAAGGGUUGGGAGAAGGCAGCCUCCCUGGCACCUCAGGGCUGCCCAGCAUGGACGCCGGCCAGAGCAGCUCAGUGGACCUCAGCUUGUCUUCCUGCGACUCCUUUGAGCUGCUCCAGGCCCUGCCAGACUACAGUCUGGGGCCUCACUACACCUCCCGGAAGGUGUCUGACAGCCUGGACAACCUUGAGGCACCCCACUUCCUCUUGCCUGCCUUUUCUCCGCCUGGGGAUGCCAGCGCUUGCUUCCUGGAGUCCCUCGUGGGCUUGUCCGAGCCAGCUGCCGAGGCCCUGGUGCCCUUCAUGGACAGCCAGUUGUUCGAGGAUGCUGCCCCAGCGUCUCUGGUGGAGCCUGUGCCUGUGUGAGGACUGAAGUGCCUUUCUCCGGCCCCAGGAGCCCUGUUGCUGCUUUGUUGUAAUUUGGGGGCUCCCUGAGGUCUGUCUGGAACGGUCUCCCGUGGGCUGGCUCACCCACGUGGGCACUCCUAAUUUUCAUGCAACACUCUGGAUUGAUUUAUUUAUUUUUGUCAUUUUCUGUGCUAAGAGGGGGUGGGGAGGGGGCUUCCUCUUUCAGCUGCCCAGCCCCCGCACCCUCUGCCCCCACAGUCCCUUCCGCUUGCACGGCCCUGUGCCAGGAAGCGGAGGGAAUGUGGCUCCUCUGGAGCUUUGCAGACCCCUUUUCAGUCUUGUAUGAUGUUCCUUGGCCCAAAGACAGCGAGACAGGGCUGAAAUCAGCCACUUCUUACGGCUUCUCCUGCCAGCGUGAGCCAUAGACCCAUGGGUGGCUGAAUCCUCUGGACUGUGAAGACUAUAAUUUAUUUCCAUAAUUUAUUUGGAGACUAAGUGGCUUAGGCUUCUCCUCUUUGGCUGGUGGGCAGUGCUGGGGUCGGGUGGGGUGCAGACCCCUCUGAGUCCCUUUUGCCUUAUAGUCCUGCAGCCCUGCCUGUCUGGGCUUUGGUGUAGACCGGGUGUGGAUCUGAGCCCUAUGUCGACUAUGGCAGCUGCCUGGCUCUGGAUGGCUGAGCAGGGAGGGGCUGCCCGGGACAGCGUCUGGGCAGGGGGAGGGGCUGGGCUGACCAACCGUGACCAAAACCCUGUUCUGCCCCACACAGCCCUCUCUGCUUCCUGUCCUCUGCCCCAUCUUCCCCGUUCCCAAAGGUCACAGCCUUUAUUCGGCCCUUUAAUGUAGGAGGGGGAAGCAGGAGGCCCAAAGAGGGCCAGGGGUUUGCCUCAGGGCCUGCAGCAUGCCCCUGACUACUAUCUCAGGGCUUUCUGGGCACUGCACUCCAGCCUGGUCCACCUGCCCAUGCCCUAAGGCCAGCUGGCCAGGGACAAGGGGUGGCUCCUUAUGGCUUUUAUGCCCUUCGUUUGCUGAUGUUGAAUUCCGCAUCAUAAUUUCUAUAUUGUCCCUGAGUAUUAGAACUAUAAUUUAUUCAUUUUUCUCUGUGUCUGUGCCAAGAAGCCCAGGCUCCGGGCCUUCCCUCUUGCCCAGGAGGCCUUGCCAGCCUGCGGGCUUGUGGGAACACUUUGUACCUGAGCUUACAGGUACCAAUAAAGAUGCUCUAUUUUUAA